GAUGCUGAAGUUAUGUUUGUUUGUCAGAAGUAUGUUAAAUUUUGUUUCUGAUCACCAUCUGGUGAGCAAGAUGUAUGAAACAGGCGAAAUACCCUCAGACUUCAAGAAGAAUAUAAUAAUUCCAAUCCCAAAGAAAGCAGGUGUUGACAGAUGUGAAAAUUACUGAACUAUCAGUUUAAUAAGUCACAGCUGCAAAAUACUAACACGAAUUAUUUACAGACGAAUGGAAAAACUGGUAGAAGCCGACCUCGGGGAAGAUCAGUUUGGAUUCCGUAGAAACACUGGAACACGUGAGGCAAUACUGACCUUACGACUUAUUUUAGAAGAAAGAUUAAGGAAAGGCAAACCUACGUUUCUAGUAUUUGUAGACUUAGAGAAAGCUUUUGACAAUGUUGACUGGAAUACUCUCUUUCAAAUUCUAAAGGUGGCAGGGGUAAAAUACAGGGAGCGAAAGGCUAUUUACAAUUUGUACAGAAACCAGAUAGCAGUUAUAAGAGUUGAGGGACAUGAAAGGGAAGCAGUGGUUGGGAAGGGAGUAAGACAGGGUUGUAACCUCUCCCCGGUGUUAUUCAAUCUGUAUAUUGAGCAAGCAGUAAAGGAAACAAAAGAAAAAUUCGGAGUAGGUAUUAAAAUCCAUGGAGAAGAAAUAAAAACUUUGAGGUUCGCCGAUGACAUUGUAAUUCUGUCAGAGACAGCAAAGGACUUGGAAGAGCAGUUGAAUGGAAUGGACAGUGUCUUGAAAGGAGGAUAUAAGAUGAACAUCAACAAAAGCAAAACAAGGAUAAUGGAAUGUAGUCUAAGUCGGGUGAUGCUGAGGGAAUUAGAUUAGGAAAUGAGGCACUUAAAGUAGUAAAGGAGUUUUGCUAUUUGGGGAGCAAAAUAACUGAUGAUGGUCGAAGUAGAGAGGAUAUAAAAUGUAGGCUGGCAAUGGCAAGGAAAGCGUUUCUGAAGAAGAGAAAUUUGUUAACAUCCAGUAUUGAUUUAAAUGUCAGGAAGUCAUUUCUGAAAGUAUUUGUAUGGAGUGUAGCCAUGUAUGAAAGUGAAACGUGGACGAUAAAUAGUUUCUACAAGAAGAGAAUAGAAGCUUUCGAAAUGUGGUGCUACAGAAGAAUGCUGAAGAUUAGAUGGGUAGAUCACAUAACUAAUGAGGAAGUAUUGAAAAGGAUUGGGGAGAAGAGAAGUUUGUGGCACAACUUGACCAGAAGAAGGGAUCGGUUGGUAGGACGUGUUCUGAGGCAUCAAGGGAUCACCAAUUUAGUAUUGGAGGGCAGCGUGGAGGGUAAAAAUUGUAGAGGGAGACCAAGAGAUGAAUACACUAAGCAGAUUCAGAAGGAUGUAGGUUGCAGUAGGUACUGGGAGAUGAAAAAGCUUGCACAGGAUAGAGUAGCAUGGAGAGCUGCAUCAAACCAGUCUCAGGACUGAAGACAACAACAACAACAACAACAACAGAGCUUUUUCCUCAUAUUCACCUCAAAUCCAUCCAAAUACUGUGAAGUAUCCUACAGUUAAGUCCAAAACUGAUUGUUUCCCUCUACUUGUAUUUUAUUUGUAGUGACCUUGUAAAAGUGUUUCUUAAAUCCUAAUAUGAGAAGAAACACUCUGUGAAACGUUUGAUUUGUCACAGUGCAGCUGUGUAAACAGCAGCCAAAGUGAGGAAACUAGCCUUGAAAUACUUUGCUGCUAUAUGAUGCAACUGAACUGAUAUCCCAGUCUACUGUAGUAUUGUUAAUUUUAUGCACCCUGCUACUAUGCCCCGUCAACAGAUGGGUUCACACCGUGCUCAUAAUGCGAGAAUAAAACGGAAAGGCACAUGGUUUUCCCUUCUUUUGGGGUUUGUUACCUGUGUGUGUGGAAUAUCUCUACUUUUGUGGAAUGAGGAGAAAGCAAUAUCCUUCACUCAGUCUUUUGAGGAGGCUGUUAAGGAAGCUAUCUCCAUUCAUCCAGGAUCAAAAAUCAAUCCUGAUAACGAUGGUCAUCUUGUCCACAUCACUGGUCCAUUGGAAAUCAGUGAACCAUUAACGGAAGUAGAGUAUGGCAUUUCAGUUCCAGCUGUAAAACUGAAGAGACGAGUCCAGAUGUAUCAAUGGGUUGAAGAACAUGUGCAAAGUGAUGCUCCAGCUGCAGAUAACACUGCUGCUCCGCAAUUUAAUUAUGUAAAUGAUUGGAGAGAUAAGCUCAUAGAUAGCACCAAGUUCCGUGUGAAAUCAGGACACCAGAAUCCUAAGGUUUUUCCUUUUAAAAGUACUGUGUAUGUUAGCGAACAAGUGAGCGUUGGACCAUUCUACUUAAGUGCAGAACUGAAAGACAAAUUCAAUGAUUUUGUAUUAAUAACAAGUGAUGAAAGACCAGAACGUAGAGACAUAAGAAUGCACUUGGGUCUGUAUUAUCACACUCAAGAUGUCUGGAGCCCAGAAGUAGGUGACGUGAGGGUUCAAUUUUCAUAUGCAGGGAAAGCUGGUGAUGUGGUGAGCAUUAUUGGAAAGCAGAAUGGUAACAGGAUUGAGCCAUACAAAGCUCCAAAUGGCAAUGAAAUUUUGAUUCUCCACCAUGGUAUACUCACUGUGGAGGAAACACUUCAGAGGGAACAUUCUCCAAACAUAUGGCUUAUAUGGUUGUGCCGUAUUGCUGGAUGGCUUCUGCUUUUCCAGGGUUCAUCAUAUCUGAAUGGAUUACUGCGAUUUGUCUUUUGGAAGCCGACAAAUGGUGCACUUUCUCUGUCAGCUACUUUGUUGGUGGUAGCUGUGGCUUGGUUCCAAUAUCGCCCACUAUUUUCAGCAACAAUGGCUAUUGGCGCAACAUUACCAUUAUUGUGGUCUGGGUUGCGCACAUCACCGUAAGAUAUGUCUCUGAGAACUCUGUUUAAAAGAAGGAACUUCACAAGCAACUAUCAUUCAAGAUUAGUAAAAACACUCAAUACACUACUGUAGCAAGCAUAAUCGUAUAAUAAACAAAAUAUGCAUUAUAUAAUGAUGUAACUUAUCUAUACUGCUCUUUAUAAUUUUAUAAAGA
This is a messenger RNA of Schistocerca serialis cubense, 3009 nucleotides long. RefSeq names its product transmembrane protein 43 homolog (gene Tmem43). The transcript has 8 exons. The record is from RefSeq and is a predicted model, not a curated record. Gene Ontology annotation, biological process: nuclear membrane organization. Bases 1734 to 2837 code for a protein of 367 amino acids. NCBI's taxonomy places the organism in Eukaryota, Metazoa, Arthropoda, Insecta, Orthoptera, Acrididae. Gene Ontology annotation, cellular component: nuclear inner membrane.